Messenger RNA from Castor canadensis (American beaver), 1660 nucleotides. It is a transcript of the gene Tmx2, whose product is annotated as thioredoxin related transmembrane protein 2. NCBI's taxonomy places the organism in Eukaryota, Metazoa, Chordata, Mammalia, Rodentia, Castoridae. The record is from RefSeq and is a predicted model, not a curated record. Gene Ontology annotation, molecular function: disulfide oxidoreductase activity. Gene Ontology annotation, biological process: brain development. Gene Ontology annotation, cellular component: membrane-bounded organelle.
GAUUCAGCCGAAUAGACGUCUCAAUGGGGAGGGAGGCGGGACCAGAUCUACAGACGCCGGACAGCGGCUUGGGCCGCUAGGGCCGGAAAGAUGGCGGUUCUGGCACCAUUAAUUGCUCUGGUGUAUUCGGUGCCGCGGCUCUCACGAUGGCUGGCCCGACCUUACUGCCUUCUUUCUGCCCUGCUCUCUGCUGCCUUCCUUCUCGUGAGGAAACUGCCUCCGCUCUGCUCCGGUCUCCCCACUCAGCGCGAAGAUGGCAACCCGUGUGACUUUGAUUGGAGAGAAGUGGAGAUCUUAAUGUUUCUCAGCGCCAUUGUGAUGAUGAAGAACCGUAGAUCCAUCACUGUGGAACAACAUGUAGGCAACAUCUUCAUGUUUAGUAAAGUGGCAAACGCAAUUCUUUUCUUCCGCCUGGAUAUUCGCAUGGGCCUUCUUUAUAUCACACUCUGCAUAGUGUUCCUGAUGACCUGCAAACCCCCCUUGUAUAUGGGCCCUGAGUACAUCAAAUACUUCAAUGAUAAAACCAUUGAUGAAGAACUGGAACGGGACAAGAAGGCAACUUGGAUUGUGGAGUUCUUUGCUAACUGGUCCAGUGAUUGCCAAUCAUUUGCUCCUAUCUAUGCUGACCUCUCUCUCAAGUACAACUGUACAGGACUAAAUUUUGGGAAGGUGGAUGUCGGACGUUACACUGAUGUUAGUACACGGUACAAAGUGAGCACAUCACCCCUGACCAAACAACUCCCUACCCUGAUCCUGUUCCAAGGUGGGAAAGAGGUAAUGCGGCGGCCACAGAUUGACAAGAAAGGACGAGCUGUCUCUUGGACCUUCUCUGAGGAGAAUGUGAUUCGUGAAUUCAACUUGAAUGAGCUAUACCAGCGGGCCAAGAAGCUAUCAAAGGGUGGAGACCACGUCCGUGAGGAACAGCUUGUGGCCUCCACUUCCACCACUGUGCCAGAUGGGGAAAGCAAGAAGGACAAAUAAGAUCCCCUAAGUCAUUGCUUCUUCUUCUGUCAAUUCCAGGCACCUUCAAGGCCCCUGCUCCUGAAACCACAAGUAUUGCCUGAGGCCACAGCCUUUUACCUGAUUCCCUUAUUUGGCUGUGCCUGGGUGGGACAGGGUACUGAAGAGGCAUUCUGGUAAUUGUGAAGCAUCCUACAGGAAGGCCUGCCCUGCCAUGGCCAGCUCUUUCUUGAAGGAGGAAAAGAGAUCUCACGAUGGAGAAAAUGGUUUCCUCUAACGUUCAAUCAGUUUGUAAACUGCUGUUUACCACUCAGACGUCACCCGUCUGCUGUGGUUUCAUAAUUCCUCUUAGUGGACCUACUCAGCCUAGACUAGAUUAAACUCAAAUUUAGAUGCCAGGGUAUACAGCACUAAGGACCCUUGCCUUCCUUAGGUCCUUCUGGCUUUAUGGCAUUCAUUAAAGAUACAUAAGCCUAGAUUUGAUUCCAAGAAGAACCCUUUAACCAGUUUUCAUCUCUGAAAAUGGUAUUGACCAAUCUUAUUUUGUGGGGAUUGAGAAGGGAAUAGAAGCUUGAGGUGUUCCUUUGUGUGGUCGCAGUUGGAUGAGAAAGCCCCUGUGCUGAGAGCCCUUUUCUCCUACCUAUUCCCCACAGCCAGUUGGUAGUUUUCCAUAAUAAAGAAACUAAGGAUUUUCUUUUGA